This is a messenger RNA of Orbicella faveolata, 1421 nucleotides long. Its product is annotated as armadillo repeat-containing protein 10-like. The record is from RefSeq and is a predicted model, not a curated record. Gene Ontology annotation, cellular component: mitochondrion. Gene Ontology annotation, molecular function: protein binding. Lineage: Eukaryota; Metazoa; Cnidaria; Anthozoa; Scleractinia; Merulinidae.
CUUUUCAUUCAAUCUGCAGAAUUUGAUUCGUGAGUGUGGAGGUUUGAAACGGCUUGUGGCCCUUUUAACACACCCAAGUGAAAAUAUCAACAUCAAGGCAGCCCAGGUUCUGUCCAACCUGGCAAUGAAUGAAAAAAAUCAAGAAAGUUUAAAGGGCAGCAUUCUUGAUGUGAUAAAAAACAUUGAAUACUGUGAUGUUCUCAGUAAUGAAGACAUGAUAAUAGAACAUUUGAGGCUCCUCGUUAAUUUGUCAGCAACAAAUAUUGCACAUGAUGAAAUCAUGACAGGGGUACAAGAUUUCUUCAAUAUGCUCUCUCAAUCUCUCUCAGGAAAAAUUCAGAGAGAGGUUUUGAGACUGCUAGUAAACUUGUCUUGCAAUGUUAAUAAUCUGGAAGGAUUACUGGAAUUUAAGCCACUACUUAUUCUCCAGACAUUUAUGCUCCCAGACAAUCAAGAUGACAUUGUUUUAAGAGCUGUUACAAUCUCAGCCAACUUACUUGCAAGUCCUGAUCAGUAUACAGAGCAACAACAAGCAGAGAUAACAGAACAUGUAAAUGUAUUGUAUGGAGAGCUAACAGGGCUGCUAGAUCAUCCGAAUGAUGAAAUUCAGUCACAAGCCAAGAGAGCACUCCAGAGUAUAUUUGCUUUUAGAAUGAUGUAUGGAACUUGAUGGAAAGUUGGGAAAAUAAACAAUGUAUUACAUCAAAGUAAAACUAUUAAAAAAAACUUGUUGUAAGAAAUCUGUAAAUUUGUCGUUUCAAUGAUCAUUCACAGGAAAGAACUAUUAAAAUUAACAGAGACUGUUAUAAAUACUUAUUACAUUAACUGUUCAAUGUUUAUCAAAGAAAGCCAAAUUUAGAAAGUUUGUAGAAAGGGAAUUAUUGUCACAGUACGUUGUUUCUACGUUAUGCACAGUCUGAUUUGGACAGGAACUACAAAACUGCCCAAAAUUGCCUCUAAUGUAUAUUGAAUUUUACUGCAAUGCAAUGUGUAGUUCCAGAAAUUAUCCAUACCUCCCCACAGAAGGGAUCUUGUAUAGGACCCUCCACUCAUCCCUCUGGAAAUUCCAAUUAAGCUUCAUACAUUUCUUUAAAUUUAUUGUUUUGGUCUUAUAGAAGUCCCCCACCAACAGGAAAUUCCAAUCCCUUCUGUGGGGAGAGCAUGGAUAUUUCCUGGAACUGCACAAUGGCGGCAAAAAGUUAACUGGAAAGAGGGAUCUUUUGUUCUCGUAUAAGUUUACUUUGUUCUUCUUUCUUCAUUCCUUUCUUUCUUGGUCUAAGUUUUGUUUCAGUUUAUUAAUAGUUCUUCUUUUCAUUGUUUCAUUUCCUUCUCUGUUUGUUUUCACACCCAAUUACUUACUGUAGUCUAACACUACAUACGACCUCUUCUUUGUCAGUUUCCAACAAUCUUAUCUCAAGUUU